Molecule: messenger RNA, 1881 nt
Organism: Ceratina calcarata
Lineage: Eukaryota; Metazoa; Arthropoda; Insecta; Hymenoptera; Apidae
Product: dipeptidase 1
Exons: 7
Coding region: 191-1660 (489 amino acids)
Biological process (GO): proteolysis
Molecular function (GO): metallodipeptidase activity
Source: RefSeq, a predicted model, not a curated record
CUAAUUUACAUUUCAGUUUCUAUCGUCUUCUACUUUGAUCUGUGUUCGAAAUAUUUCACGAAUCGGGUCAAUACGAGAACUGGCGCAUGCGUUUGUAUUCGGCAGAAUAAGACGCUCCCUUUGAUAUUUACGGUGUUGAGAAACUCGCUGCACAUAGGGAACAAACGAUCGUAAAAAGAAAAUCGGAAUUAUGUUCGAACUGUACGGCGUGAAUAAAGAUGGUAUGGUUUAUCGAUCUCCACCACCGAGAAGAAAAGAAGUCGACAUAUUAGAGACAUGUCUCCAGUUAUCGUCUCCCGAAUUAAUGAGAAAACUGCCUAAUGGUGAUGCGAUACAUCAUGCAAAAGACACAGGCGUUUCCACUUCCUUGGAAAAGGAUAAAGAACCAUCGAGGGACAAUGGCCGAAAUGUGUUGAGAAAGUGGAUAGUGAUGGCAGGAUUCUUUUUCCUUGGAUGUGCCUUGGUUGCCGGCGUGGGUCUGCCCUUAGCAUUAGAACUGAGAAGUUCGCAUUUAUUAAAAGCCAGACUCCAAGUUGUGCGACGUAUGCUGUCCGAGAUACCCCUGAUCGACGGGCACAACGAUUUCGCAUGGAACCUCCGAAAGCAUCGGGGAAACACAAAUAUACAAGAUUUUCCUUUCGACGAAGACUUGUCGCAAAACGUAAGCUGGGGCUCCGAAUGGCAGACGGAUCUGGUGAGAUUGCAGCAGGGAAUCGUGGGUGGACAAUUUUGGUCUGUGUACGUACCGUGCGAGGCGCAAUUCCUCGACGCGGUACAACUUACCUUGGAGCAGAUAGACGUGAUACGUAGGCUCUCUUCGAGGUAUCCGAAGAGAAUAAGAAUGGUGAUGAGUAGCAAGGAGCUGGAGAAAGCGCACAAGGACGGUGUGAUAGGCAGUUUGGUCGGAAUCGAAGGUGGUCACAGUAUCGGUACGUCAAUGGCGGUAUUAAGAAGUUUCCAUCGAUUAGGCGCACGAUACAUGACCCUGACACAUAAGUGCAACACUCCGUGGGCAGAUUCGUGUUCGGUGGAGGAUUCGGACGCGCCGUUGGAUUUUCACAGCGGCGGUUUGUCGCUGUUCGGAAAAGCGGUGGUGAGAGAACUGAAUCGAUUAGGGAUGCUCGUGGACCUCUCUCACGUUUCGAUAAGGACCAUGAGAGACGCGUUGGCGAUCAGCAAGGCGCCGGUCAUAUUUUCUCAUAGCGCGGCAAGAGCUCUCUGCAAUUCGUCUAGCAACGUUCCGGACGACGUGCUCCGCAACUUGUCGGUGAACGGUGGUCUGGUUAUGGUCAGUUUCGACAGUACGCAUUUGAGCUGCGGCGAUAAAGCUUCCAUGUAUGACGUAAUAGCUCACAUAAAUCACAUAAGGCGGAUAGCUGGCGUUAACCACGUGGGACUGGGUGCUGGUUACGAUGGUAUAUCUAAUCCGCCGGUUGAACUUCCGGACGUUUCUGGCUACCCUCUGUUAUUAGCCGAAUUGACCAGAGAUCGAAGGUGGUCGGCUUCGGACAUUAAGAAGUUGGUUGGCGGAAAUUUGUUGAGAGUAUUGAAAGAAGUGGAGGUACACGCGGCAACCGUAUCGCAUCAAUCUCCCUCAGAGGAGUUGAUUCCUCAAGAGCUGAUCGAGGAUUCCGCCUAUUGUAGAUAUCAUGACGCCUAAUAAAUUUUCUCAUUAUGACGUUUACGAGUUAUCGGUCAACCGAUUGUUCGGCACGUUAUACGAUUUUUAACGUUUCUUGUCUUUGUACCUACAAUGGAUUAUAGUAGCGUUUAUGAUAUAGCUAAGGUCCGCGAAGAAUCGAUGCAGGAACCUCGCUAUAACGUAUCGACUACUAUAUGCUAUUUUACAUUGUUUAAUAAAGUGACUACGUAUCGUUUUUA